CUCUCUUGUGAAUUUGCGUUGCACAAUGUUUGUUGUGGCCCGGCGGUGAAAUUGAGCCGCGAACUGCAGCUUUCCGUGGGCGCGUCACCAGAAUUUCUCUAUUCACCGCGGCCUUCCUGUGUGCCAAUUGUCUUCCGUCAACCAGCUCCACACCGUUUUUCCAAACUCAUAUGCAAGUCUGCCCAUCAUGCCAACGUAUCGUAGCGCAGGCACUUCGGUCUACCUCCGUACAGCUUCACUCAGACACUCAACAACUACCAAUCCAGAGAAGAAGAAAGGGCAAAAUGCCACCGAGGCCAGCGACAGAGCUGCAGCAGCCCUUUUGGGUGGGUCAAUCUUGCGCGAGAGAGCCCUUUCUGACCAUCCGAGCGAUCACAUAAGUUUUCUCGGACAGAGCCUCAAUGUGCCCUUCUUCCUCCGCGGCGUGGUCUACGAUGCUGUACGCGACACCUCAGACCACGAACUCUCGCCCCAUGCCCUCGCCGUACAGGUCACACCCAGUAAAGGGACCUUUCUUAAGGACCUCAAGAGCAGCACAUCAAUGCCAGCAGGUGGGCGCGCCGCACAAGAUCUCAUGAUAUCAGUGUUCUUCAAUGGAAAUCAGUGUAACUCGAAAUAUAUCCCGGCGAGAUCCGCAAACAGACCGGAAGAGCUGAUGCAGUGCUUCUCUGGUUGUCGCUUUACGUUCAUGUUGGAACGCCCCUGGGUCAUAAUUCCUGACGGACAAGAACCCGAUGGAUCCAUGCGACCUCUAAAGCGGAGAAAGUCUGGCAUGUUGAGUGCAGAGGAUCGCUGGACUGAGAUCUCAGCUGAGAUUGCAAGAGAGUCUGCAAGAUAUGGAUACAACGAGCAUGGCGAGAGACAACCUCUUGGCGAUUAUCUUCAGUGCUUGGCUGCGAUUCCAAUGCCAGGCGUAUUCGCAAAUUCACAAAGAGCCGGCGGGCAAAAGUUUGGCGUCAUCGACGUGGUCGUAUCUCUGGGAAGAGGGAAGAAACGCGAUACAAGCAAUGCCGUGUAUAUGAAAAGUCCAUCAUAUAUGCUAGACUCCCGCUAUAGUUUUGAAACUCCCGAAGAUGCUCCUCUUUACAAGCCGAAAACGGCACAGAAUUAUUUGAACACGCCCCCCUCCGCAGCACCUGCGCUGACAAUGGACCUGGAUGACAGUCCUUAUACAAAUGAGCGCUCAAUCGACCAGGAUCUGUCCACGCUGUCAGAGACGUUUGCUGCACUUGAACCACCAUCCAGUCAAGGGAAAGGCUAUGCGGUGAUACCUCCACCUACUCCGCAUUUACGGUCGGAUAUGCUUGCUUCACAUGAAAGCCUGGACAUGUCCACAGAUUCUCCCGAUUACAUAAGCAGUCCUGGAAAUAGUCGCCAUAGAAGAGGUGGCAUUAGAGUUCAAUCGGUUGGUGAGAAAGGCUUAGAUCAAGAUAAUCUGAGUGAGACAAUGAAGCGAAUUUGUCCUGAUUCUUUCGAUCUCUCUGGGCCUCUCUCUGAGCCUCUCUCUGGUCACAAAAGACAAUGUGUGACUGCUACAACUGGCAGCACUAGACCUUCCCAUGUACCUACAGUCACCAGCGAGAGUCCGGCUAGUCCUCUGAGGAGUCCGUCAUCACUCAGUCGUAUCGUUAUAUCGUCCGGCGGGAGCGUCAUUGUGAACCGAGAGUUGUCAACCCCUAAAUUUCUCGAUACGCCACAAGGAGUCAAAAACCCUCGUUCUGCAGUUGAGUACGACGAGCAUCCACGUUCCAACCUACGUAAUGAUGACGGUCAGUCUGAGCUCCCAGCCCCAGACCUGUCUAAUCCAAAGCGCGAGUCGUCGCCGCUAACCAAGCCCAAAUUGACUUCCACAGCUCACAUCGCGGCAAGCUCAGGGGCCGAACGGAGACCGCUAUUUGUUAAUCAACCUUCCACCCAGCAUUUGACGGCUCCAGCUCCUGCUGUUCGCGGAGGCAAGUCCCUAUCAGAUGCCCCGUGGAGGAUCCCACCCACUAAUCAUCGACGCCGAACAAAUAACUCAUUCGGGGCCUAUCUACCGUUAGAAGCACGUGCUAUCUUGAAGUCAGAGAGGAUGCCGAAAAUGUUGCUUCGUUCAUCGCCGCCAGAAACCGGGCAUGCAGUGACGGAUGAUUCAAUUGUGGACUCUAAAACUGCAACGCAUGACGUAUCUUUGGUUAUUCCUUCAGCGCCUGUAAUGGCGACCGCUACUGCCCCGUCUCUGAGAACUGUGCUCCGAAAUAAGGCAUCAGCUAGAAGCCUACCCACCCCUGCUAUCAGUAUACCAUUACGCAGACAGAACAGUACUAUACACAGUACCUCGAAGCUCAAUUCUGUGUCUGCUAUGUCCAAGCGUAAGCAAAGUGUCGGUAGCGUGAAUCCCAAAGGUUCAGGGCCUCGGCGUCGUGGCGCCUCAGGAUACACCGUGGAAACCGUACCGAACUUCGAGGUCCCCGAGCUGAGCCUGGACAGUAUCAUCACCUACGCCAAGCCGACUGUACUGCAAGACGCAAGUAUCGGUCCACUAGGGAUUGUUCGGCAGAUUCGUAGUGAAAGACCAGGAGACUUCCAGGAGAGCGGUGUCCUGUGUGCGUUUCGUUAUGUCAUAACCGCUGAAGACAUCUUCAAUAAUGCUUCUGCCUGAUUGGUGAAGAGAAGGGGAUCAUCUCUUGUACGAUAUUGAGUGGCACAUUUGCGUGAGAAAUAACUUCAUCAAGAAGCUUCCGGCCUGGCUAAACAGAAUUUCCAUUGACCGACGAUUGAACAUAUCGCUCUAAACUAGCUAGAUCAUGGGCUAUACCAAGAGACGCACACGAAAUGGCGGGGAUAUGGAAGGUCAAUUUAUGCAAGAGGCUAAAUUGAGAUUCCUGUCGCUAGGACUGACAUAACACCUGAACUAUGCAGUUGAAAGACGGCA
Molecule: messenger RNA, 2914 nt
Organism: Pseudovirgaria hyperparasitica
Lineage: Eukaryota; Fungi; Ascomycota; Dothideomycetes; Acrospermales; Acrospermaceae
Exons: 1
Coding region: 188-2641 (817 amino acids)
Source: RefSeq, a predicted model, not a curated record